Messenger RNA from Trichoderma breve, 1923 nucleotides. Its product is annotated as acyl-CoA oxidase domain-containing protein. Gene Ontology annotation, biological process: fatty acid beta-oxidation using acyl-CoA oxidase; lipid homeostasis. NCBI's taxonomy places the organism in Eukaryota, Fungi, Ascomycota, Sordariomycetes, Hypocreales, Hypocreaceae. Gene Ontology annotation, molecular function: fatty acid binding; acyl-CoA oxidase activity; FAD binding. The coding region runs from base 1 to 1923 and encodes 640 amino acids. The transcript is spliced from 7 exons. Gene Ontology annotation, cellular component: peroxisome. The record is from RefSeq and is a predicted model, not a curated record.
AUGCAGACAGACUUUACCAGUGAACUCAAGCCUGCCGGCCCAGGCGGUAGUGUCCUGAUAGAACAAGAAAGAGCUCGUUCAUCAAUUCCUGUAGAUGCUCUCUCUGAGUUCAUUUUGGGCAAGCAAUGGCUUCAGAUGCAACGGAGUCUGUUGCCCUUGUUAAUGGGCCAAAAGCUUCUCUCUAAGCGAACUCAAAUGAAUCUGUCUCGGCCUGACCGAUAUCUACUUGGUCUAGCUCGGGCAAAGCUUCUCCGACGAAUGGCUGAUCAGUAUCACUGGUCUGACGAGGAAUACGAAAUGGCCAAAUAUCUUGUUGACGACGUGUCGCCUUAUACUCUCCAUACCACGAUGUUCCGGCAAACUCUCCGAGAACAAGCUAGUGAUGAGCAGCAGCAGUACUGGCUUCCGAAGCACGGCCGAUGGGAGGUGAUUGGGGCUUAUGCACAGACAGAAAUGGGUCACGGGAGCAAUGUCCGAGGCAUCGAAACUGAAGCUCGAUGGGACCCCGCGACUAAAUCAUUCAACCUUCAUAGCCCGACAUUGACAGCGAUUCGAGACAAGGUGACACAUCAGCCUUUGGAUGGAAUUGUGGUCGGAGAUAUAGGGCCAAAAUAUGGCUACGCGCCCAUGGACAAUGCGUUUAUGCUCUUCAAGCAUCACAGAAUCCCACAUGAUGCCAUGUUAAAUCGAUAUGCCAAAUUAGAUCCCGAAACUGGUGUUUACACGAAACCAGACGCUCCUAAUGUCGUGUACGGAUCACUCACUGAGGCUCGAUCACGAAUCGUGAACCACGCCAGGCUGGUUCUGGCACGCGCUGUUACUGUUGCAGUCCGCUACACUACGAUCAGACGACAGUUCAAAGAUAAAGACGACCAUUCGGAAGCACCUGAAACUUCUGUUAUCGACUAUUCAACGGUGCAGAUCCGUAUCCUGCCGCUGCUUGCCACCGUAUUCGCUUUGCAUUUCACAGGCCAGGUCAUGAAGGAAACCUUCUUGUCCAAUCGGAAGAGAAUUGCACAGAAUGACUUUAGUGGAAUGGCAGAGCUGCACAGCCUGUCAUCUGGCCUCAAGAGCCUCUGCACUGACCUGGCAGCCAACGGUAUUGAGACAUGCAGGCGAGCAAUGGGAGGGCAUGGAUAUGGAGGCUACAGUGGGCUAGUGCAACUAAAUGCUGAUUAUCUGUCGAAACCUACUGUUGAGGGAGAUAACUGGAUGAUCACCCAGCAGGUAGCCCGAUACCUUAUGAAAGUUGCUAAGAGAAUCACAGAGAAGCAAGGAACUAAACAAGAGACAAGAGCCGAGAAAUUGCUCGAAAAGUAUCAGUUGCCCCAUAAUGGAACUGGCUUCAACAUCCUGGAGGACCAUUCUGCGCUGGCGGACGCUUUCGAACAUCGAGUAGCUCAGAUGACGUUCCAAGUCUAUGCAGAAAGAGUCAAACAAGGCCGGUCGGAGAACGAGAUGCUUAUAAAGAUGCAUCAGUUGUCACAUGCUUAUUCGUAUUCCAUUUUGGUGCGAAAUUUUCAUGACCAGAUAACCAACCUGCAGAAUUUUGGACAGGAAACGAUCAAUGUGCUGUGGGACCUGUACAGGUUAUUUGCGCUAUUUACGAUGCAGAACAAUGCUCUUGAGUUUAUACAAACUGAGACGGUAUCACUCGAUCAACUCAGCGCGGUGCGGGAUCGAAUUUUUGAACUGAUGAGGCGUAUACGGCCGCAUGCCGUUCGGUUGGUUGACGUGUGGGCUCUACCAGAUUAUCUUCUUGACAGCUCACUGGGUCGUUAUGAUGGUCGUGUAUAUGAGGACAUGUUUCAUCGCGCUCAUGAUCUCAACCCUUUAAACAGCAUUACCGUCAACCCCGAUUAUAAGAACCCAGAGCUUGUGCUAGGAUCCGGAGAUGGCAAUGCUAUUCUAGCUAAAUUGUAG